This is a messenger RNA of Oldenlandia corymbosa var. corymbosa, 1328 nucleotides long. NCBI's taxonomy places the organism in Eukaryota, Viridiplantae, Streptophyta, Magnoliopsida, Gentianales, Rubiaceae. The record is from the annotation of a GenBank genome assembly.
GAUUUGAAGGAUUUAAUUGGAAGUAUUAAGAUCAUAAUUGGGUUACAUUUGACUGUUUUUGUUUUCCAUGUGUUAUGUUUGUGUUUAGAUUUCUGUUUUGUCUCUGUAUUUGUCUAGCAAGUUGUCCAUGUCCUCGUUACAUUUGGUUGCUGAUGGUGAUUUUAGUUUGUGUGAUUAAUGUGAUUAGUUCGAGUAUGCUGCUUUCCGUUUUCUGGUUGAUGGUGGAAGCAAAUUGUCAAUUCUGAAGCAUUUUUGUUUCUUCAGUUCUGAUUUGGACUUCUAUUUAUUCACCAUUUUGGUUGUGUGCAGGGCUAUACCUCCAUUCAGUAACUGAAACUAAGCUUGUUGUAGAUACAUCCAGGGGAGAACGGCUGCGGAUUAAUUUUGAUGUAACGUUCCCUGCACUUCCAUGUUCCAUGCUCAGUGUUGAUGCCAUGGAUAUUAGUGGCGAGCAGCACCUUGAUGUUAGGCAUGAUAUAAACAAGAAGAGGAUUGAUGUCCAUGGUAAUGUGAUAGCAACAAGGCAAGAAGGGAUUGGAGCUCCCCAGAUAGAAAAACCUUUGCAAAGACAUGGUGGCAGACUUGAACAUAAUGAAACGUAUUGUGGUUCUUGUUAUGGUGCAGAAACGUCAGAUGAUGACUGCUGCAAUACAUGUGAAGAAGUUCGAGAAGCAUACCGUAAGAAAGGUUGGGCUGUGUCAAAUCCAGAUCUCCUUGACCAGUGUAAAAGGGAAGGUUUUCUCGAAAGGGUUAAAGAAGAAGAAGGCGAAGGGUGCAACAUUUACGGCUUUUUAGAUGUCAAUAAGGUUGCUGGGAAUUUUCAUUUCGCACCUGGGAAGAGUUUUCAACAGGCCAAUGUUCAUGUCCAUGAUCUGCUGGCUUUUCAAAAAGACAGCUUUAACAUAAGCCACAAGAUUAAUCGGUUAACUUUUGGAGACUAUUUCCCUGGUGUUGUAAAUCCUCUUGAUGGUGUGGAUUGGACACAGAAAACACCUAAUGGGAUGUAUCAAUAUUUCAUCAAGGUGGUACCUACUGUAUACACCGAUAUAAGUGGAUACACAAUCCAAUCAAAUCAGUUCUCAGUUACUGAACAUUUUAAGGGAGCAGAAAGUGGCCGUCUUCAGUCUCUUCCUGGAGUUUUCUUCUUUUAUGAUCUAUCACCAAUUAAGGUCACUUUUACCGAGGAGCACAUAUCAUUUUUGCAUUUCCUUACCAAUGUCUGCGCUAUAGUGGGAGGUGUUUUCACUGUUUCAGGCAUCCUUGAUUCUUUCAUUUAUCACGGACAGAAGGCAAUCAAGAGGAAAAUGGAAAUCGGUAAAUUCAGCUAG